AUGUCCUUGAAAUUCGGCAAUGUUCCCCCAUCUGAGUGCCGCCUUCAUUAUGAGUCGGUGUAUAUCUGGGGACGUAUGAGCAGUGUCUGCUCGUCCAAGAGCUCAGUUACAGGCAUUAACAUGGGCGAUCAGUAUGAAGAAUGUCUCUGCAACUUGUGUGUUGAUCAAGCCAGGGUUCCAAUUGAAGCCUGCAGACAAUUGGGUUUGAUGCCAAAGCGAGAUGACUACGAAUGCGAAUACGACAACAAUGCUGAGGAAUCUAUCGUGGACAUUCGAAGCGACUUUCUUGAGGACGAGCUCUUUCGGGAGUUGGCUGUCGCUCGCAUCGACGCAUUUGUAGAGUGCUUACGGCAGCGGCAACUGCGUCACGUGGUCGUGGCAAAACUUAACCUUUUGACUCAUUUGCUGCCGAAGCUACUCCCAACGCCUAUCGCCAAGGUCUCGGCCGUUAGCCAUGGUAGUAUUCCGGCGUGUACCGCGCUUGGCCGUUGCCGGUACAACCACGGAACUGACAUAGCAUUUCGCAGGAGAGCAAAUUUAUUUGGUCAACGGCGAAGCGGCCAGAGGACGUUUCGGUCGACGCGCACUGGAUGUGUUACUGAAACCACAAGUAGCCUAGGGAGUUCGCCAUUUGAAGACGUUGUGAAGCACCCGCCGCCGUCUGUAGAAUCGGUGCAUGAUUCAGGGAUUGCAUCUUCAGACAGUUCUGUUCACUCAGCAACAUCACCAGAAACUGAGACGGUGGUCGUUCCAAGUCCAGAAAUCGGUACAAUAGCAAACGAUAGUGACGGUAGGCACGUACCGCCGUCCAAAACACCAGUAGAAGUUAAAUGUCUUUCCCUGACACCAUUGCCAUCAGUUGUCAAGCCCAACGACACCCUCAUUCUCCAAAGCCAAUCCAUGCUUAGAGGAGGACCCAAAAACCGCCAGAUUUUGGGUAUCCCUACAGAUGAAGCUCAUCCAAAUUGUUGCACUCCACUGUUUGUUGCGGAGCCUCUGAAGCCCCUCCUUCGUUUUCUGUCCUGCUCAGAAGCGAACGCUUUAUUGCGUCAAUUGCACAAGGAACAUGUCCUCAGGCAGGAGAUUGAGCAACUGGAGCAACUUCAGAAAUCCCAUGGAAUACUUCGUGACAAUAUUCAUCUUGCCGGAGCUAGACGAUCGGCUUCCCCAAUUAACCACACCUCCGAUGAUUUCUCAGUAGAAGACGACGUACACCCCCUCUCACCAAUUACUGCGUUAGUCGCGUCUCCGAAACGCCGCCGAACGGUCGCACCUACUUUGCCCAGGAGGAAGCGGCGUGGUAGAAGUCCUGUUUCUUCAGUCAUGAGAGGGCGCGGUGGUAAACGGAAUGGUGGUGAAGUGAAGCCAUCCUCCUCUGUGGUUGGUGGCGUCAAAAAGUUCACUGCCGGUUGCACAGUAUCCAAACGUCGUGGCCGCCCACCACUACAUCAUCACGGGGAAAGGCAACAACAGCUCAUUCACACAUGA
Messenger RNA from Mesocestoides corti, 1488 nucleotides. The record is from the annotation of a GenBank genome assembly. Lineage: Eukaryota; Metazoa; Platyhelminthes; Cestoda; Cyclophyllidea; Mesocestoididae.